GGAUGCGCUGAGUGACAGCGGAGAGGUCUCGAGAAGUUUGCUGCACUCCAGCUGCAGCGGAGACUCAGUUCGCAGCCCGAAUAUGAGCCUGGACUGACCUCGGAAAAGGCGGCCGGCAGGAUGUCGAUCGAGGUGGAGGCGCUGCUGCAGGAGGCGAAGGAGAGCAUCGAGGCGGCGCAGAACUACAGGAGCGAGCUGCAGCUGCGCCUGCAGGGGCUCGUCCAGGCGCGCAAACAGAUCCGGGGCAGCGCCACGCAGACCCGGGAGGUGCUGAGGCAGCACUUCCAGGAGCUGCAGGGGUCAGUGAGCCGGCUGCUGGGCGAGCGGCUGGCCGAGCUGCUGCGCGAGGUGGACGCCAUCGAGCAGGAGAGCGUGCGGCCGCUGGACGACUGCCAGAAGCUGAUCGAGAACGGCGUGAGCACCGCCGACGAGCUGCUGAGGGAGGGUGAGGCCGCUCUGCGCUGUGGGAUUGGAGAGAAGGAUGACAAGCUGGGCAGCUUCACGAAGAAGGCUCUGCAGAUCCAGCUGGACAGCUUGCCCGAGGUGCCCUCGCUUGUGGAGGUGCCCUGCUUGUCGGCCCAGCUGGACGACUCCCUGCUCCCGGGCGUGAAGGAGAGGAUCUUCAGCCACGGCAGCGUGGCCUCGCACCCCCCCGUCCAGAUCGACGAGCUGGUGGAGCGGCCGGGGGGCAUCCUGGUGCGCUGGUGCAGGGUAGACGACGACUUUGUGGCCCAGGACUACCGUCUGCAGUACCGGAGGGGCGCGGCCGGCCAGUACGAGGAGGCCUACAUCGGGAAGGAGACGGAGUUCAUCGUGCUGCACAUCGACCCGCACACCGACUACCUGUUCCGCGUGUGCGCCAGGGGAGACGGGAGGCGCGAGUGGAGCCCCUGGAGCAUCCCGCAGACCGCCUGCACCACCCUGGCGCCUCAUGAGUGGCGCGUGGGCAGCGAGGGGUACAGCCUGAGCAGCCGGAGGAACAUCGCCCUGAGGAACGACAUGCCGCCCGCCCGAGCCGGCGUUCUGUACUCCAGCUCCCCGACCUACUUCUGCGGACAGACCCUCACCUUCAGGUGGGUCUGCUGUCACCCCCGACGUGUGUACUUAACCCUCCUGCUAAUCUCCCCCCCAGGUGCUGUGUUUGUGAACGGCAAGGAGAUGACCAACCAGCUGCCCGCGGUCACCGUUGGGUCUGCCGUGACCUUUGACAUGGAGGUUGUUAGCCUGCUUCCUGUGAACAACGACAUCAGCGACGGGGGGAACUUCAAACUGAGAGUUACGAUUGGCUCGGGCAACAGGGAGGUAGUGUUUGACUGGGUCCUGGAUCAGGGAGUGGACUGCCUGUUUUUCGGAUGUUCGUUUACCUACCCGGGAUGGAAGGUGUUGGUGUUCUGAUCCGGGCGGGGCAGAGCUGCAGCAUGGCUUUCUCCAGAGACUUAGCAGGCUGGAAUUAAACAGGUCAGGCAGAGUGGUUAUGCUAACUGGGGCCUUAGGUGUGUCGCACACAAUCCUACCAUAGAUUCAGCGAGUGUCAGUUGACACAAAUCGUGGACUUUUUUAAAGUAGUUAAAAUUCAUGUAUUGUGUCCAGUAAGUGAAAUCCUCAGAACAAUUUAACUAAUCCCCUGUUGCUCUGAUCAGCUGGGCUUCAUUUUUGGGGCUUUGUCAAGGGUCUCUGAAGGUCACUUGACCCAGCCAGCGGGUUCUGCAGUCCGAUGGGCUUCAAACCCAAUCCCUAUAAACACACUGCCUUCCCACAAUGCCCUGCACCAUGUGCAAAUUUUAAUAAUGAAUAUGGCCGACAUUCCUCUACCUACACUGUGUACUCCAAAUGACACUUGACAGAUCAAUCAAUGCUCAGCAAUCUCCAGGGAGAAAAACUGAUAUCAGGGAUUAAUAAUAAUAAACCGACACAAGUUGCCUUAGCCAAGAGUAGAGAAGUCAUGCUGCACGCCUCCUCAGUUAAUGUCUCAAGGAGCUGAGAGGAAUGGUCUCAGGCAAGAUGCAAGAAACCCAACUCUUCGUUUUUUUACUUCUUCUUUUUUUGCUGAGACAAUCUUAAAAACCUUUGCGUUGAACUUCAGUUGUGAAAGUGGAGGCCGGUGGGCUUUGGGGACCCCCCCUGGUGUCCAGAGAGGUGCCUCCAGCUGUCUGCGGCAGCCGCCUGCUCCCUCGCUCACAGAGCUCCGAGCGGCCGAUCGCACACCUGCAGGGAGACAGCUUGCCUGAGAAAUGUGACUCCUUUACUGGCGAAGUGUUCUGUUGGAAAAGUGUUGAAAGAUGAAAUGGUGAAGACACUUUUCGAUCUAUGAGCCAAACAUGCUACCAUUAUGAUAUAUUUAACUUAACCAGAGAGAAAGAAUUUGUCAACGGUUUACAGUUGUGACAAGAUAAUGCCAAGAAUAAAUAUUGGAUUUUUUAGGUCACGUUCCUUUUUAGAACGUGUGUCCUCCUCUUGUCGUGAUUUAUAUUAAUCUUUAGUAGGAAAAUACGUCUUUACUGAAAGCUAGAUAUACCAUAUGGUCGUCUCCUGUCUGUAACCCUCCUUAAAUAUACAGGUACGUCAGGAAAUUGAGUCUCCACUUGAUGUGAAUAAUCUAGUAUUUCCAGUAAUGGAAAUGUAACUCCCUGCUACUCGUCUCUCGUCAUGUAAUGGGGAACAGUUUUCCUCACUGUAAUCUCCCACCCCGCUUGAAUAUAGUGCCUUUGAUUGAUUUCUGGAGGCUCUUUGCCCAAGACCCCAGAACAGGUACUGAGCUUGCGUGCGGAGCAAGAGCUCUCCAGCGGGUCAGUAUUACCUGGAGGAGUUACAAAGCAGGUGCUGCCUGUGCCCGUCCCAGGACCUCACCUGUGCUGCCUUCUUGUUUCAUUGUGAACUGGGCUUGUUUUUUUACCAAAGAUAUUUUAAUAUUUUAUUAAUUAAAAGGCUCUUUUUAUCUUUCCUCUUCUUUAUAGUCAACUUUUAAUUGGAUGGAAAAAACCAUUCUAAGUCAUACAGUGUCUCUCUUUUCGUAUCCCCCGUUACUCUUCUCCCUGGGGGGAUUCAGGGGCUGAGAGUUUUCAUUCUUUUUUGAGCUUUUCUUCUUUGUUCUGGAUGUUUGAAUAAGGCAAGUAGGGAGCAAUAAGGCAAGUAGCAUCACCGUAUCAGAGCCUCACAAACAGUCCCGUUUAAAGAAAGCCGACCUCGAAAAUAAAAAUGCAUUUUCCCGAGUGUGGACGGAUGGUAGUAGCUACAGUACUUGGUGGAUGUACCCUACGUGUGAUGUUGUCUCUCUCCGUGAAGAAAACGUAGAAGACAGUUUCCUCUUUCCUCGUGCAAAGCUGAGCCCCUGUGCCGCAGGGCGAGGAUGUGGUGUUAAUGUGGAGCCCCUGGGGCGGUUUCCUGCCGUGUAGGUGUAAUGGCGACCAAGGGGUUUCGCUAAUUGAUGUGGAAAGAACCAUCUGAAUGUCUGAACGAGCAGGUACUGAUUUUCCCAGCGAGACCGGUUUCUUCGUUUCCUGGAGGGCAGGUUGGAGAGCCGCACAUUUUCUUCUCUAGGUUUUUUUUUUUUCCAAGUGCCUCUCCCAUUUAGCACGGCACAGUUGAACUACACUUUUCUGCUUAGAUCAGGCUCUUUCUGCUAUACGGCAAUCGCAUGUUUCCCCCACUUCAAAGCCCACUAUUGCUGUGAGGUUACAGACUGUGCCUCUUUAUACAGAAACCUUUAGAAAAUGUGACUUCAUUAUAACUUAAAACAUGUUUUUCUCUGGGAUGACAUACCUCAUUGUUGCCUAUGCCUACUUAAACAUGCAUAUUUUUUUUCUUGUAACGUAUGAAAGCUACAGAAUGCAGGUUUCAAUUUUUUUUGCAACUUGAUUUGUAUGCUUGUUGUUACACCUUACGUGACAUGUUGUAAUAAAUUCUUGGAAUACAAUAAAGACAUUUGCAGGCCAA
Messenger RNA from Lepisosteus oculatus (spotted gar), 3933 nucleotides. Lineage: Eukaryota; Metazoa; Chordata; Actinopteri; Semionotiformes; Lepisosteidae. The record is from RefSeq and is a predicted model, not a curated record.